ACCACAGCAGUAUCUUUACUGAUACCGUUCUACACGCCCCCUAGGAUUCUCUCAAGUAAAAUCAAUUCCGCAAACCCAUUCUGAGUCCCUGCUCUUAGACUGCGACUCCACGAAGACAGACCUCGAGGUUUUUUGGGCAUGGAGCACGCCUGGUGCACAGCUCAGAAAGUGUUAAAUGAAUCGACAGCACUUUGGGAAAAAAAAACUUUUUUUUUUCUUUAAGGCAAUACAUUGACAUGGUUCAAAAUUCAAAACACACACAACGACAUUUACGGAAAAGUGUCCUUCCUAUCCUGGAUCCUCAGACUUCCCAGAGAAACUAGUAUUCUUCCAGGGAUAGACGACGACGAUGAUAAUAAUGGGUAGCUAAACCUUGUAUCUCACUUACCAUGUGCUAAGCAACAUUCUAAUAGCUUUGCAUUACAUUAACUUCACUAAACCCUCUGAGAUAGGAACAACUGCCCUUACUUUAUGAGUAAAAACAAGACUAUAAAGCUAUUACAUACAUUUAACAUCUUAUUCCCCCCCCAUUUUUUACAGAUAUACUCUACACACUAUUCAGCACCUUGCUUUUUUCACUUCAGAAUACUGUACAUUUUGAAGAGGAUUCCCUUUUUAUAUCUAAAGUGUUCCAAUGUGUGAAUGUGCAUGUCAUGAUUUGCAACCGUUCCUUUACUGAUGGCAAUUAGGAAAGUUCAACUAAACGAUGCGGUAGUGACCGACGGCAGUUUCUAAAAUGGGUGUGGAAAUGCCAACUACAGAAGGGAGGAGGAGGGGGAGGGUCUCCGGUCCCACCUCCACCGCACUUCUACAGGCCACGCCCCCUAGUCUCUGAGGGACGCUCAGAGCCCUCGAACAACAAAGUCCUUCGCCUAGAAGGGCCGGAAGUACUUCAGGGCGCUCACCAACCACCGCCCCUCCGCUUCCGGCAUCGGCGGUGCGGAGUCCCUGCUGCAGUUCUCUGUGUCCGGUCGGUAGGAUGGCGCCGGGCCGAUGCGGUCAUAGCACCGAGAGCAGACAGGCGCCAAGCCCUUCCACCGUCCCCCGAAGUUUAUCCCCAGUGGCGGGCGAUGGGGGAGGCCGGGCUUUCUGUUUCGUCUGCGUUCCCUGCUCCCUCGCAUCACAGAGGCGUGCGCCUCCGUCUUUCUAGGUCUCCCGCCCUGUUCCCGAGUGCCUGCUAGAGCGUCUUCUCACCUUUUCCUGUCACCCAGGGACCCGGGGCGGGUAAGGGUGGGGAGAGGGGUAGAAAGGGACGUAGCGUGACCGCGGAUGGAACUCGCGAGCUUGGGUAGCUCGCAGCACCGGAAGUGUUGGGGGGACGGAAAUGAGGGGGCGGAGCCAGGAAGUGAGGAAGGGCGGGGGUUUAUGAGGAGGCCAAGGGAGCUGUGGGGUAGAUUUGCACUCAGGGCCACCUGAGGGACUUGGCGGUAGCGCUCAGCUGUGUCCCCUCCCCUCUCAGGGACACGGUUGUCGUCUGGGAGUAGGGAACUCUGUGCGGAGGGGUGGGUUGUCGGGAGGACAUUUCUCAGGCUGCGCUUGAGGCAAGGUGUGGAGAAGCAGGGCUGGGGGUGGGGCUGGGUCGUCAGGGCGUCUGAGAGGGAAGACCCCCCCGCCCCCCACCCCCCCACCGCCCGUCUACACUGGCUGACUGGACACUAAGAUGGCUGCCGUUGCCAUGGCACCCAACCCUGUGCAGACCCUUCAGGAGGAGGCGGUGUGCGCCAUCUGCCUCGAUUACUUCACGGACCCUGUGUCCAUCGGCUGCGGGCACAACUUCUGCCGAGUGUGUGUAACCCAGCUGUGGGGAGGGGAGGAUGAAGAGGACAGGGACGAGUUAGACCGGGAGGAAGAGGAGGACGACGGAGAGGAGGAGGAAGUGGAGGCUGUGGGAGUCGGUGGGGGGUGGGACACCCCCAUGAGGGAUGAAGACUAUGAGGGCGACAUGGAGGAGGAAGUCGAGGAGGAGGAGGAGGGUGUGUUCUGGACCAGUGGCAUGGGCGGGUCCAACUGGGAAAACAUGGACUACGUGUGGGAGGAGGAGGACGAGGAGGAAGACCUGGACUACUACUUGGGGAACGUGGAGGGGGACCUGAGGGGGGAGGAUGAGGAGGAUGAGGAGGAAGUGCUGGAGGAGGAGGAGGAAGAGGAGCUAGAUCCCGUCACCCCACUGCCCCCGCCUCCAGCCCCUCGGAGGUGCUUCACCUGCCCCCAGUGCCGCAAGAGCUUUCCCAGGCGGAGCUUCCGCCCCAACCUGCAGCUGGCCAACAUGGUCCAGGUGAUUCGGCAGAUGCAUCCAACCCCUGGUCGAGGGAGCCGUGGGAACGAGCAGGGCAUUUGUCCCAAACACCAAGAAGCCCUGAAGCUCUUUUGCGAGGUGGAUGAAGAAGCCAUCUGUGUGGUGUGCCGAGAAUCCAGGAGUCACAAACAGCACAGCGUGGUGCCAUUGGAGGAGGUGGUGCAGGAGUACAAGGCCAAACUGCAGGGGCAUGUGGAACCACUGAGGAAGCACUUGGAGGCUGUGCAGAAGAUGAAGGCCAAGGAGGAGAGGCGGGUGACAGAGUUGAAGGUGGUAUCCACCAUCCCCUUUGCAUCAUCCCAGAGCCAGAUGAAGUCAGAGCUGGCAGCUGUGGCCUCAGAAUUUGGGCGGCUGACACGGUUUCUGGCCGAAGAGCAGGCAGGGCUAGAGCGGCGCCUCCGAGAGAUGCACGAAGCUCAGCUGGGGCGCGCGGGAGCAGCGGCCAGCCGCCUCUCGGAGCAGGCUGCCCAGCUGAGCCGCCUGCUGGCUGAGGCCCAGGAGCGGAGCCAGCAGGGGGGCCUGCGGCUGCUCCAGGACAUCAAGGAGACUUUCAAUAGGACCCGAGUUUCUGCCUCCUGGACCCUCUCCUUCCCCUCAGCUUCUGCUCUUCCCUCUGGGAAUAUCAUGGUCCCACCCCCUGCCCGGUCCCCUUCCUCCAGGUGUGAAGAGGUACAGCUGCAGCCCCCAGAGGUCUGGUCCCCUGACCUGUGUCAACCCCAUAGCCAUGACUUCCUGACAGACGCCAUCGUGAGGAAAAUGAGCCGGAUGUUCUGUCAGGCUGCCCGAGUGGACCUGACGCUGGACCCUGACACGGCUCACCCGGCCCUGAUGCUGUCCCCUGACCGCCGGGGGGUCCGCCUGGCAGAGCGGCGGCAGGAGGUUGCUGACCAUUCCAAGCGCUUCUCGGCAGACUGCUGCGUGCUGGGGGCCCAGGGCUUCCGCUCUGGCCGGCACUACUGGGAGGUAGAGGUGGGCGGGCGGCGGGGCUGGGCAGUGGGUGCUGCCCGUGAAUCAACCCAUCAUAAGGAGAAGGUGGGCUCUGGGGGGUCCUCUGUGGGCAGCAGUGAUGCCAGCUCCUCCUCUCGCCAUCACCACCGCCGCCGCCGGCUCCACCUGCCCCAGCAGCCCCUGCUCCAGCGGGAAGUGUGGUGUGUGGGCACCAAUGGCAAACGCUACCAGGCACAGAGCUCAACGGAGCAGACACUGCUGAGCCCAAGUGAGAAACCAAGGCGCUUUGGCGUGUACCUGGACUAUGAGGCCGGGCGCCUGGGCUUCUACAAUGCAGAGACUCUGGCUCAUGUGCACACCUUUUCGGCUGCCUUCCUGGGCGAGCGUGUCUUCCCUUUCUUCCGGGUGCUCUCCAAGGGUACCCGUAUCAAGCUCUGCCCUUGAUCAACCUGCCACCCGCAGGGGCCCCUCUGGUUAGCACUGGGGGGGCGGGUGGUGGUGGAAAGUAGCCCAUAAGUUUGGGAGCUCAAGGCUCCUCUAUUCGUUAUUAUGUUGCUUCCUGCUCCUCCUUGACCCCAGGCCCCUGCUUCUCCCUCUAGGAGCCUAAUGAACUUCCCUAGCUUCCAGCUCAGUCUUCUCACCUACUACGUCUGUCCAACAGGUCUGCAUGGGUCCCUGAUGAGAACAGUUGCCUGGUCGUCUCUCCCUUCUUCUGCCCAGGGAUCUGAGUUUUUGAGUAGGGGAUAAGGGGAGAUUGUAAUCUCAUUAUAAACUUCCAUCCCUGUUCAACUUUCAUGUCAGUUGAGACUGGAGGAUUUGGGCAAGACUCAUGACAGCCCUCAUUUCCAGUUCCAUUCCCUGAUGCAAAUUUUAGCUAAGGGAUUUGGAAGCUUUUUGGGGGGAGGCAGGCUGGGGAAAGGGUAGACCUAGAUAAUAAACAGUCUACUCUCUGGGGCAAGUAUGAAGGAUUCUAAUUUUCCUUCCAUCCCCAAUUUCUACCUCCAUAGACUGGCCAGAAUUUAGCUUCAGUGAGAGAUCUGGAGUGGUCGACAUGAUCAAAACUACAUACUACACAUCACCC
Molecule: messenger RNA, 4325 nt
Organism: Kogia breviceps (pygmy sperm whale)
Lineage: Eukaryota; Metazoa; Chordata; Mammalia; Artiodactyla; Physeteridae
Source: RefSeq, a predicted model, not a curated record